Molecule: messenger RNA, 3125 nt
Organism: Girardinichthys multiradiatus
Lineage: Eukaryota; Metazoa; Chordata; Actinopteri; Cyprinodontiformes; Goodeidae
Gene: anos1b
Product: anosmin 1b
Exons: 15
Coding region: 130-2274 (714 amino acids)
Biological process (GO): neuron differentiation
Cellular component (GO): cell surface; extracellular region
Molecular function (GO): peptidase inhibitor activity; protein binding
Source: RefSeq, a predicted model, not a curated record
UAGAGCCGCUCCACUCCGAGCUCGCGCUCAGAUGCUUUCAUUCUUUACUCACACUGGCACGAGAAGGAAACGCCCGUCGUUUUAACAUUUUUAUGUUCGUUUGUUGGGUUUGUGUUUCCUCGCGCAGUGAUGCCAGUCAUUCGAGCCGUUUUGGUGCUGCUCUGCCUGGUGUUGACUAUGGCACGUGCCCGCAGGAGUUCUCCGGAGCCGGAGGAUGUUCAGGAGAAAAUCAACAGCGCGAGAUGCACGUCCAGGUGUCUGAGUCUGCACAUGACCCAGCUAACGGCGGCUUUCAGACAUAUUCAGAAUAACCAGGUUCUGGUUUGGUGUGAAAGCCACAGACGCUGUGCUCAGUGCCUUCAACCAUGCAAAGAAUUAUGGGAAACCAGGAGGGUGAUCUCUCCAAAGUUAUGUGAGAAACAGACAGAGUGUGUGACAAGCAGGGAGUUUGUGGCCUCUGUGAGGUCGUCCCGCCAGGGAGACUGCAACCCGCCUCAGCGAGCCACAGGAUUCGCUGCAGCCUGUGUUGAGAGCUGCUCAAUAGACCAGGACUGUCCUUCUUCCAGAAAGUGCUGCUUUAAUGGCUGUGGACACACUUGUCAAGCUCCAGCCAAUUCAUAUAAAGGUGUUCCCUUGAAACCUCGCAAAGAGAUGAGCUUUGUGGAGGACCCAGAGGGUCAUGUGAAGGUGGCGUGGGUGUCAAAGUUCAAUGUAAGCAUGGAGCCUGUCAUUUACAUACUUCAGUCCCGCUGGAACAUCGGCAUUCACCCCAGUGAGGACCACGCCUCUCCGUGGGCUACUGUUGUCAUGACCCUCUCUGAGAAUGUGGUUAUGUCCGAUCUGAAGCCUCAGCGUUGGUAUCAGUUCAGGGUUGCCGCCAUCAACAGCCACGGCAGCAGAGGCUUCACCACACCCAGCAAACACUACAUGUCCAGUAAAGACCCUUCCCCUCCUGAGCCUCCAACAAACAUCAGAGUGAGCAAUCAGAGUCUUGAAUGGGCGGAUUCACAACUAGCACCUGAGUUCACAGAAAGGUUAACGGGAAGUAGGGCCAAAGUGGCACUGUUAUUACACUGGGAGCCCCCCAGAGAGGGAGACCUGCCUGUUCACAACUACAGAAUAACCUGGAUGUCUCGGCAUGCACACACAACUCAUAAACACACAGUUCAAGAACAACCGCACACAGAGCACAUCAACAAGCCUAUGCGAACGGUGCACUUACAGGCUCAAGAACAGGGUAAAAAAGAGAGCAGCAGCACCCUGACUCAUGGGGCACAGACCGAGCUGUGGCUGCAGGGCCUGCUGCCUGCCACUCCCUAUGUCGUGUCUGUCCAGACGGUGGCCUACUGGGGACAGAAGAGGCUGAGAAGUCACAGAGCUCAGCUUUUUUUCACCACUAUCAUUCAUGAAGGCGAAGACUUCUCCAAUGAGCUCCCCUCUUCCUCGUCGUCCUCAUCCCUACCCUCCUCUCCCUCUCAAGCAUCCUCCUCACCCUCCUCCCAUAAGCAUCCUGAGAUUUCCCGUCUCGCUCAUGUAGAUUUGCCUCCAAAUCCCUCUGAAAAUCUACGCCUGGAGGUUGCUGCCCCUCAUUUUCACAACAAUCAGCUGCAGGUGAAGGUGUUCUGGAAGUGGUCUCAUCAUGCCAGGCAGAUACAUAGAGGUCCUUACAUUCUGAGGUGGCAUCCACACGCCUGCAGUACAAAUGUCUCAAGUGCAGGCAGAACAACAACAGUGGAGAGUACUCAUCACAUUAUCAAAGGUCUGCAAUUUGCCUGCAAGUACAGGGUCUCAGUGGCAAUGGUGGCUGAUUCAGGGGAAGAAGCUAUUGCUUGGGUUACAACCCCAACUUGCUCCUCUUUCAGGGUCAGAGGUGACAAAGCAUUGCCCUGCAACAAUGAUGAGCGCCCCCUGGCUGCGAGAAAGGUGGUACUGCGUCCAGAACGGCUGACGGCAGACUUUCAACAAGUCAACGGUACCUUGCUCACAACGCUUCGCUGGAGGAUGUCCCAUCAUGCACUGGGCUCUGCAGCAGUUGAGGGGUUCCAGUUUUUCUGGAGUCUACAAUCUGAACUCAAUCCAGCAACAGGAAGGCAUGAAGAUGCGGUUAUCUCCCAGACCCAAACAAUUGCACCGUCUGAACGUUCUGUCACUGUUAAUGGUCUUCAGGCUGACAGCAUAUACCGGGUGCAGCUCCAGGUGCUAACUGCAGGUGGCAGCACUGGAGCUGCCGUCUCAAAGACCAUACACACCCCAGCAAUUAUCACCACGCUUUGAUAGGUCAAAACCACAAAACGGCUAAUAUAUGCUGCACCAUGGUCAUCUUUUCCAGCUUCCACUUUUCUACUUUCUUUCAUCGUACCACGUGAUCUUGACUGGAGAAAACAUAUGCAAGAAUUUUAUAUAAAUUAAGUAAAUUUUUCACAACUGUCUUUCACUUUAAACAAAUACCAACAUUAUAAAAAUUAAGAGUUUGAGCUUAAUUUAUGUAAAGAAUUUACUUUAAUAUUUUGGUGGGUUUCUCAGCUUUUUUGUGAAGAAAAAUUGACUCUACCUAUAUGUGGAACCAAUUUCUGCAUUACCUAUGGGUUGUAUUUUGCAGCGUAACAUUUUUAAAUGUUUCCUUGCAUCAUUAGUGACCAUAGCCAGUGUGGGGAAUGAUGUAUUGUAAAAGAUGUCUGCUUUUGAUAGGUGUUUGUAUAAGACUGAUUACCCUGACAACUUUACAUCAUUCAAGUCAAAAACACUUGUAAAUAGACUUUGUUUCCUGAUGUUUUUUGAUACUGCUAGUAGAGAAACAUAUAGCACUGACCUUAUGUAAAAAUAUUCAUGUAUAGCAACAGCAUUGUCUUUUGUUUGGAAAUAUCUCAAUAUGCAAGCUCAAAAAUUUUAUUUGUUUUGGUUUUUUACAUUUUUUUAUUCCUUUUAUACAUUUUUGCUGUAAACGUUUGAUGAUUUAUUUGAAAAGGCAUGAAACAGCCAGUGUCAUUCAACUUGUAAUUACCAUGUUAAUAUUUUCUAUUUGGUAACCUCCAACUAUUUAGAAUUUUCUCAUUAUUCCUUUACUUAUCUUAUUUAUUAUUUUCUUGCCUACUUUGUUUUUGUAAAUAAAGUUUAUCAACACACAA